This is a messenger RNA of Acanthochromis polyacanthus (spiny chromis), 2971 nucleotides long. Its product is annotated as E3 ubiquitin/ISG15 ligase TRIM25-like. The transcript has 8 exons. Gene Ontology annotation, molecular function: protein binding; zinc ion binding. The record is from RefSeq and is a predicted model, not a curated record. Lineage: Eukaryota; Metazoa; Chordata; Actinopteri; Pomacentridae. Bases 105 to 1490 code for a protein of 461 amino acids.
GGUCAGUGUGCGGCAGUCGACGCAGCACUGAGGAACUGACGUCAACAAACAUGGAGUUCUAACUGAAGAAACAGGAGUAAAUAAAGGAGGCACAGGAAUCAACAAUGAUGGAUGAAGACGAAACCUGGCUGGAGGAAAUGCUGAUGUGCUCGGUGUGCCAGGACAUCUUAAAGGAUCCUCGGCUGCUGCCCUGUGGACACUGCUUGUGUUUGGACUGUCUGGAGAACCUGAAGGAUCAAGCCACAGAGAUGCAGUUCGUCUGCCCAGACUGUCGGUCACAUUUCGAUGAGAGGGACGGACAUUGGGUACAGAAGAGCUACGCGCUGUCCAAUAUCGCAGAGAACUUCAGGGUGAACAAGACCAGGAGGGAAAAGCAGACAAGAAGUGUGCACUGUGACUGCUGCCAGAAAAAAGAAACUCCGGCUGUUAAAACAUGUCUGAAGUGUGAGGUGUCACUGUGCACAGAACACGUCAGGGACCACCUGGAGCUGCCGGUGUUCACAGGACACCCCCUGGUCCAGCCUUUAGGAGACCUCCUGGACAGGAAGUGUUCACAGCACAAGGAUCAGGUUCUGAGGUACUACUGCAACUCCUCCAGACGCUACAUCUGCAACAUCUGUGCCCUGGAACUCAAGCAGCUCAACGCGGCCACCGAGGCCUCCACUGUCUUGCGGAGGCAGCUGACUGAAUACAUGGACCAGAACUUCCAAAUACUGAGGCAGCAAAUUACAGAAUCUACAGACCUUCGACGUAAUAAACAGAAGGUAAAACCUGCCUACUCGUCCCUCAACGGCGUCACGGUGGUCCUGCUCUUUCUCUGGUUCAUCGUCCUCUAUUAUGCCUACAACUACUCUCUGGAAAACCAGACGCUCACAGAAGCCUUGGAGAAGCAGCAGAGCCGUGUGCAUCACAUCUACUCCACCGUUGCAGAACUCAUGGUUGAUCACCGAAUGAAAACACAAAAACGACCGGAAACGGAAGAUGAAGGAACCCUCCUGUCGGACCUGGACAUCGUCAGUCAUUUCAUUGGGGCCUCUCCUAACCUCCCAACAGCAGAGAGAUUAAAAACUCAACUGGAAUAUCCUAAAAGUGACUUUGAUGAAGCCCCACAGGUCCUCCCUACCGAGUGCCUUUCCUCUGGGACUCAUGUCUGGGAGGUGGAGAUUGAGGGCCCCUGGAACAUCGGUGUGUCCUACAGGAGCAUCCAGGACAGCAGCAGCACCUCUGGAGACCCCACAGAGUCCUGGAGCCUUACGCACAGUGGCACAGGCAAACUGUAUGCCGUUCAUAAUAAUAGAAAAACUGCACUGUCUGAAACUUUGCGGAGCAGCCGAAUAACAGUGGCGGUUAAUUUCAAGGCAGGCAGCAUCACGUUCAGCGCUGUGGAUUCCACCGUCACGCAGCUGCAUGAGUUCAAGACUGAACUUACUCGGCCUGUGUGUCUGUGGCGUCGCCCAGCAGAGCUUCUGUUGUCAGAGCUUCAAGAGUAAUCCUGCACAUCGUCACAGCAUACAGACUGCAAUCAGACUGAAGGAGAACAUGUCUGAGAGUCGAGACCAAAGCCAAAAAACACCUCAGGACUAUACCUUUAUUUUGCCAAGUGUGUGUAUGCAUGAUUAAAUUAAAUAUUUCAGUAUAAAUGUAAUUUAAUACAAAUUGUGUAUCAGAUUGGGCUUGCCGGCUUCCAGAUUGAUGGUUCUUAAAGAAUCCAACACAAAGCUAUGGCUGACUCAGUUCUGAACAUAUUCUAAAAACUGUCUUUUUUGCACCCAAAGCAGCUCUUCUUCUCUGUUGCCUUUGGUCUAAUACUUUGGAGACAAAAAGUGAACCAAUAUUCCUGUAAUCAGUGUGCAAACUACGCCAUGGUAACAUUUAUAAAGCGCUGGAUUUAGCUUCCGUUUGUCAUAUUUCUAUCAAUAAAAAUGAGAAAACGGGUGAAAAGUAGACACUGCUGCGUGUCUUUUAGCAUCAUGGAGGUGUGGAAGGCAAUGAGAAAGAGAGAGGCACUGUUUAUUUCAGUUAGUAUUGCAGAAAGAAAAUAUGCUCAAUAGACACAAAUAUAAAAUGAUAACGAUGUAAAAAUUUGUUCUUUGCUGUCUUUCUCUGUUUCUGAAAAUGUGGAAAGAGAGGACAUUUAUAAGUCUGCUUUGGAAAUUCAGUUGCUGCUUUUAUUAAACUGCAGUCUGGCUUCAAAGCUUGCUAACACCAGCUAACAUUAGCCACUAUAACCUACUGCUCAUACCAGACAAGGCUGCAGUGGUACAACGGCAGUAAAAACCUGAGUGUUUUGAAUCGAGUCUGGGUGUAUUUAAUUCCUUACGAGUUCCAUUUUUUCUUUGGUCAGAUUAAGAAUUGAUUCAGUCUCUUCUUAGUUUAAUAAUCUGGCAUCAACGGAAAAACAUGUGAUUGAGCAAUUUUGCUCAUUUAUUAAGAAAACAUGAAGGCUGAGCUUUUUUUAGAAAUGAAUGUUUUACAAAAUAAUGAGACAAUAAUCAACCAAGAAAGGCCACUAUUUUCAGUACAAAACAAGUCAUACAGAGAUAGUUUUUCCUCAAACUAAGGCAUUCUCUGCUAAAUUCAACUGAAACAGUUGUUGGUUCUUAAUACAAGAGACAUUAAACACAGAAACCUUUGAAACCUUGAUGUACACAAAAGGAUGAUGAACACUGUGCAAUAACAUCUGCUGUAAAAAAAAAAGUUUGAAAUGUCAUCCGUCCUCUUUUGUCCUAUACAAACAACUAUAACCUAAGAGAACUAGAUUAUCAUUGUCUUAUGCAUCUGUCUUUCUUCUCUAGCUGCCUUAAGUUUCUUGAUGCCUGCCUGGAAGUCGUGUACAAACAUCACCCUCUAUAAAUAUCCACACUGCAAACAUUCGUGUUGUAACAUAUUAGCAUGGAAUGUCCUAAUUCUGCUCUAUGUUAGCAGUAUUUAUUGUUUGUCCUCCUGAAAUAAAACAACUGCCAAACCUACA